AUGAGGACCCACACGGGAGAGCGGCCGUACGGCUACUCCGUCUGCACGGCACGAUUCUCUGAACGGACAAGCCUCACCAGACACAUACGGACUCAUACGGGGAGCGGCCGCAUCAGUGGCUUGGUCCAAUGUCCCCACUGCGACUUCAGAUGUCUGGAACAGCAACGUCUGGAUAGACACGUGAAGAGAUGUCACGGUCACAUCGGCAGGAACGGCAGGCACAAGUGCGAGUGGUGCAUCAGUGGCUCGGUCCAAUGUCCCCACUGCGACUUCAGAUGUCUGGAACAGCAACGUCUGGAUAGACACGUGAAGAGAUGUCACGGUCACAUCGGCAGGAACGGCAGAUUCAAGUGCAAAUGGUGCAUCAGUGGCUCGGUCCAAUGUCCCCACUGCGACUUCAGAUGUCUGGAACAGCAACGUCUGGAUAGACACGUGAAGAGAUGUCACGGUCACAUCGGCAGGAACGGCAGAUUCAAGUGCAAGUGGUGUCAGUACUCGACCGACCACUCCUCCCAUAUAAAAUACCACCGUAGGACCCACACGGGGGAGCGGCCACAUCGCUGCUCCGUCUGCACGGCACGGUUCACUCGACGGUCAACGCUCACGAGACACAUGCUUACCCACACUGGAGAGCGGCCGCACCGCUGUGAUAUCUGCACAGCGCGGUUUACUGAACAGUCAAACCUCAGCACUUACAUGCGGACCCACACUGGGGAGCGGCCAUACGGCUGUUCUAUCUGCACGGCACGGUUCGCUCUUCGAUCAAGCCUCACCAAACACAUGCAAACCCACACUGGGGAGCUGCCAUAUGGCUGCUCCAUCUGCACGGCAUGGUUCGCUGAACGGACAAGCCUCACCAGACACAUACGGACUCAUACGGGAGAGCGGCCGUACGGUUGUUCACACAGCCAUGCCCGAUUUGCUGAACGGUCAAACCUCACUACACACAUGAGGACCCACACGGGAGAGCGGCCGUACGGCUGCUCCGUCUGCACGGCACAAUUCUCUAAACGGACAAGCCUCACCAGACACAUACGGACUCAUACGGGGGAGCGGCCGUACGGCUGCUCACACUGCCAUGCCCGAUUCGCUGAACGGGCAAACCUCACUACACACAUGAGGACCCACACUGGGGAGCGGCCGUACGGCUGCUCCGUCUGCACGGCACGAUUCGCUAAACGGUCAGAUCUCACCAGACACAUGCAAACCCACACUGGGGAGCGGCAGCACGGCUGCUCUAUCUGCCCGGCACGGUUUAGUCGCAUAUCAGAUCUCACCACACACCUGCGUACCCACACUAGGGAGCGGCUUUUCCAGUGCUCUGUCUGCACGGCACGUUUCGUUCAAUAGUCAAACCUGACGACGCAUAUGCAGACCCACACGAAGGACGGCCCACACGUAACUAUGACCGGUGUGUUAAAUGGUUUGAAUGGCGGGAUGACCGGUGUGUUAAAUGGUUUGAAUGGCGGGAUGGAAAGCUGAAACGUGUCGACAAGUGCAUGACCGGCUGCUGUUGUGUUUAGCUGUAAUUGUCGUUAGUCAGCUUGGUGGCUGCCCGUGUCACGUGUGGUCUCUUUGUGCUUACACACGGUGAAUCAGUAAUUGUGUUAA
This is a messenger RNA of Amphibalanus amphitrite, 1611 nucleotides long. Its product is annotated as zinc finger protein 84-like. Gene Ontology annotation, molecular function: RNA polymerase II cis-regulatory region sequence-specific DNA binding; DNA-binding transcription factor activity. The transcript has 4 exons. Gene Ontology annotation, biological process: regulation of transcription by RNA polymerase II. Lineage: Eukaryota; Metazoa; Arthropoda; Thecostraca; Balanomorpha; Balanidae. The coding region runs from base 1 to 1350 and encodes 449 amino acids. The record is from RefSeq and is a predicted model, not a curated record.